Messenger RNA from Soboliphyme baturini, 417 nucleotides. The record is from the annotation of a GenBank genome assembly. NCBI's taxonomy places the organism in Eukaryota, Metazoa, Nematoda, Enoplea, Dioctophymatida, Soboliphymatidae.
AUGCCGUUUCUCAACAUUGCUGCACCAUGUGAUCAGACCCUUCUGAGAAAUCACCAUCCGACCGUUCAAGCAUUUUUGGAAACAAUUGCUGGAGAAGAACUCUGCCGGUCCCAAGACCGGUUGAGAAAGGAGGAGGAUUUGAGACCGUGGCGAAGUCUCCACGAAAUUUCGCCACCUGCCCUUCAUGCUAUCAACGUCAUCGAAAAUUAUGCCUGUUCGGUCGUUCCGGAUAACCAAGGGCCGCACCGGCGUUGGGAGACUGAGGCAGGCUGCGAAAAGUCGGCGUUCAGAACCUGCUCAUCGCCGUCUGCCAACCAGCGUAGCAGCACGACAACGGCUGGCGAAGAUCGACGGAACGACGACGAAGAUACACCUGUCAGCAACGUAGUCGCUACCCUGUCUGAACGGAGGAGAUAG